This is a messenger RNA of Phanerochaete carnosa HHB-10118-sp, 2232 nucleotides long. RefSeq lists its product as uncharacterized. The record is from RefSeq and is a predicted model, not a curated record. Bases 1 to 2232 code for a protein of 743 amino acids. Lineage: Eukaryota; Fungi; Basidiomycota; Agaricomycetes; Polyporales; Phanerochaetaceae. The transcript is spliced from 16 exons.
AUGUCUGGCACGCCUGAGUCUGUCGACACCGAGCGGGGCGGUGAGCAGGACGGGCCGACACCACGCCAACAACGGAGUGUCCUCCCGUCGUUCCUCUUCAUCUCCUUCGUGCUCUUCAUGAUCACAAACAACGGCGGCGAAGAGCUAGCGCAGCGCACACGCUACCUCGACACCCUAGAUAACAUCAACCAGCAGAUUGCGAACUAUUCAGCGUGGCUGAACGGCACUGCGCCAGAGAAUUUCACGCUCGUCAUGCAAGAUCCUGUUGUUACCACUCUCGUGGAAAGCCUCAUGACGUUCGGGAGCCAGGUCGAUCCGCAGUCGGCGUCGUACUACAGAAACCUGACCGGCUUCUGGCGUGGCGAUGUCCGAUUCCAUAACCUCACAGACCUGAAGAACAAUGCGUCUGUACCACCGUCGCCAUGGUAUCAGCUCGCAGAUGAACUUGUCGCGAGCGCAAAUCUCACGAACGCAACUGAGUUCGCGAGCAGAGUUGGGUCGUGGAAUUGGACACGCUCAGACAAAGUCCAGAUCAGUUUGGGAGACAAGCUUGUGUGGAACGAGAGCGAGAACAAGGACGUGACGAGAGAUAUUGCCAUGAUACAUGGCAAGAUCGACUUCAUGGAUUCAGAGGGCUCGGAAGAGUUGAGGCUCGAAGUCGAUGGCGUGCACUUUGUAUCGAAUGGCACUAUAUACGCAUUUGCCGAGCCAAGCGGGCAUGCCAUAGAUAUUCGUGACAUCCCAAUGCUAGUUCCGUCCGACCGCCUUAAAGAAACCGCUCGUGUUGUUGAAGCUGAGUUGAUCUCGAGGACAAAGAAGCUUAAGGAAAGAGUACAGGCGGGGGUGAUAGAAGAGAGCUCCGAGGACGAGGGCCCCAAGACCGGCUGCUUAUUCCAGUUCUUUGGGCAAAUUAACCAGAGUGAUGUUCCCCAGGCUCUGCUCCAGCAAGUUGAAGACGAAAUACAUGAGCCAACGGGGAUCUCUACUAUACAUGCUCCAGAUAUGAAGCUGCAAGGCGUUCUAGUGAGCAAGAACUGUGCUAUGAUAUAUGAGCUCCCAGAUAUCUCGGGCAUGAAGUCCCAGACUCUAUUCAGGAAGAUCACGUCGUAUGCGGGAGUGGCAACUAUCAUGAAUCUGCUUCUCCUCGCACUCCAUACCCGACAAGUAACCCGAAGUCGUUCGGCUGCUGGUCUUUCCCGUGUCUCGCGGUAUCCAUUCAUUGUCCAGAGUCUCAUUGACGCUGUUUCAUUCGUUGGGCAUGUCACUCUUGCUAUUCUCGCCGAAGGUCGAACAUCGAUCGCCGUGCUUGCACCCGCAGGCUUGGCCUGUGUUCUGUUCAUUCAGGAAGCUCAAUUUGCUAUCAUUAUUGGUCAGAUUCAAGCGCCUGAAGACGUACGGCCGACAGCAAGACCUCCUAGUCAACCAGCCGCUGCGCCACCUACGACGAACCCUGCACCAAGAGCAGCUCCUGCACCGAAUGCUCAGCCUGUCUUGCCUACAAUCACGACGACGCCACCGAGACCGAGCCUACUUCGUUAUAUGUUUGACCACAUUCGUAACGACCCGUCAGCCAGGAUGUGGUUCAUCAUCUCGUUCUUCCUGCUUGUCGUAUUCCGUCUUGUUAUUGCACUUUCAGUGCCGCUGCUCUUCAUUGGCCUACUCUACAGCUCUAUGUGGCUCGUGCAGAUCUAUCGUACUGUUCGUCGAGAAAGAGUGAGUGGCAUGGCGGGGGAGUAUCUCGUUGGAGUAACCGCCUGUCGUCUGUACUACCUUCUUUACUUUUUGGCAUGUCCCAAGAACGUUUUAGAUGUCGAACCUAGACGAUGGGUAUAUGGAAUGGCGUUAUGUAUGUUCCUCCAAGUCUUCCUCAUCCUUCUGCAGAGCCAUUUCGGCCCCACAUUUUUCUUACCGCGUGGAAUGGUGAGCAUCGAAACCUAUGACUACCACCCACCGAUGCCGCUUCCGGACCCUGAGGCGCCGGAGCAGUCUCUCGGGGAUUGCGCUAUCUGCAUGGAUGCGAUUACCGUCGACCCAGCGCUGCGCCAGCACAGCGACGAGAAGGGUGAGGUACACAGUCUGUCACGGAGGACGGGAAAUCUGCUUGCCCAGGGCGCAAGGAAGAGCUACAGUCUCGCACCCUGUCAUCAUCUAUUCCAUACAGCGUGCCUUGAGAGGUGGCUCGCUAUCAAGAAUAUUUGUCCACAGUGUAGGCGGCCGUUGCCGCCAUUGUAA